AUGAGUGCGGCGGCAAGGAACAAAAAGCAGCAGAAGUGCGUCAACUGCGGCCACACCCAGUUUGACGUGAACAGAUACACCGCGGCCGGUGAUGUAUCGUGUCUUCGGUGCGGCACGGUCUUGGAGGAAAACCCCAUUGUUUCCGAGGUCCAGUUUGGAGAGUCUUCAAGCGGAGCCGCAAUGGUUCAAGGGGCCAUGGUGGGGUCCGACCAGGCGCGAGCAGCAUUUGCAGGGGGCAGACAAAAUGCCAUGGAGAGCAGAGAACAAACGAUUAGCAAUGGGAAAAGGAAGAUUCGACGUCUUGCGGCCUCGUUGAAAAUUGCCGAUUUCAUUGCCGAUGCUGCGGGCGAGUGGUUCAAAUUGGCCUUGACAAACAACUUUGUCCAAGGAAGAAGAUCCAACAAUGUAUUGGCGACUUGCUUAUAUGUCGCAUGUCGUAAAGAGCGAACUCAUCACAUGUUGAUUGAUUUCAGUUCACGGUUGCAAAUGUCCGUGUACUCACUAGGGGCGACUUUUUUGAAAAUGGUCAAGGCUUUGCAUAUCACCUCGUUGCCCUUGGCCGACCCAUCGUUGUUCAUUCAGCAUUUUGUUGAGAAAUUGGAUUUCAAGGAAAAGACCACGAAAGUGGCCAAGGAUGCAGUGAAAUUGGCCCAUCGGAUGUCGGCAGACUGGAUCCAUGAAGGUCGGCGUCCGGCUGGGAUUGCUGGCGCGUGCGUUUUGCUUGCUGCUAGAAUGAACAAUUUCCGUCGUAGCCACGCCGAAAUCGUGGCCAUUUCUCACGUGGGGGUGGAGACUUUGCAGCGGAGAUUGAAUGAGUUUAAAAAAACGAAAGCGGCCCAGUUGUCGGUUGAAGGCUUCCGUCUGGACACUUUGGAUGUUGAAAGCUCGAAUCCGCCAUCGUUUGACAAAAACAGGUUAACAGAAAAGAAAAUCGCCAAGCGGCUCCAGCAGCUGCAGCUGCAGCAGGAUACGUUCAACGCCUUGGAUACCAUGUCCGAGGAAAAUCGGAAAAAAUACUUGGGCACCCUCACUUCCGACGAGCAGCAAAAGCAAAUCAUCAUGAACACCAUCAUGAGCGACAUUACCAUCGACAAGGACUUGAUCAACGACCAGAUCCGCCGGAUCUUGGCGACAAAGAGAAGCAAGUUGGUGGACUCGCUUUACAAGAACCCCGCUGAUGCCAACGAUGACAUUUGCGACGACGACAAGAUCUGGAACGCCAACUGGCCCAAGAACUUGGCCCUAUUGCCCAAGACUGCAGAUGUCUUGGAGAUGGUGUCGUCUGCAGUCGAGUUAAACUCCGACGAUGACGAUGUUGUAGUUGAAGAGAGUCGCAUGACACCCGAGGAGAUCGAGACCAAGGAACGUAUCUGGAUGGGGUUGAACCACGAUUACAUGGUUGAGCAAGAGCGCAAGCGGUUGAAGCAGGAGGCCGAUGAGUUGACUGGCAACACCUCGGGUGCGUCGAGUAGCGGGCCGCGCCGUAAGCGACAAAAAUCGGUGCCGCCAGAGAUCCAACGCGAGAUUGGCAACAUUGAGUUGGACGAAGAUGGCACGCCGAGAAGUGCUGCUGAUAGUGCCAAAAUGUUUAUUUCAAAAAGUUCGGUUUCGAAGAAGAUUAAUUAUGAAUCCUUGCAAGGCUUGUUUGGGGACAAGUUUUGA
Lodderomyces beijingensis is the source of this 1662-nucleotide messenger RNA. The record is from the annotation of a GenBank genome assembly. NCBI's taxonomy places the organism in Eukaryota, Fungi, Ascomycota, Pichiomycetes, Serinales, Debaryomycetaceae.